AUGGCCACAUCAAACACCCCAAUGGAAGACAUACUACGAGAACGAAUCACCACUACCCUCUCCCCCUCGCACCUCGAAAUCCACAACGACUCCUCCAAACACUCGCACCACAAAGCCAUGGAGGAUUCUACCUCCAAGGAAACACAUUUCCGGGUCAUGAUCACGUCGGAGGCUUUUGGAGGGAAGGGAAUGAUGGCGAGACAUAAGAUGGUUUAUGCGCUUUUUAAGGAGGAGAUGGCGAGGGAGGGGGGAAUUCACGCGUUGCAGUUGAGGACGAGGACGGAGGCUGAGGAGGAGAAGGAUAAGAGUAAGGAGGAGUCGUGA
Molecule: messenger RNA, 324 nt
Organism: Glarea lozoyensis ATCC 20868
Lineage: Eukaryota; Fungi; Ascomycota; Leotiomycetes; Helotiales; Helotiaceae
Product: BolA-like protein
Exons: 2
Coding region: 1-324 (107 amino acids)
Source: RefSeq, a predicted model, not a curated record